Molecule: messenger RNA, 685 nt
Organism: Nyctereutes procyonoides (raccoon dog)
Lineage: Eukaryota; Metazoa; Chordata; Mammalia; Carnivora; Canidae
Gene: MRPL27
Product: mitochondrial ribosomal protein L27
Exons: 4
Coding region: 14-487 (157 amino acids)
Biological process (GO): translation
Cellular component (GO): ribosome; mitochondrial large ribosomal subunit
Molecular function (GO): structural constituent of ribosome
Source: RefSeq, a predicted model, not a curated record
GUAGCGGAAGCAGAUGUUCGAGACCGGAAGCGAGCGUACGGCAAACAUGGCGUCGGCGGCGCUGGCGCUGAGGACGCGGGCGGCUGCCCUGCUGAGCCCCACUCAGGCUGCGUCUCUUGCCGUCAGAUAUGCAUCCAAGAAGACAGGUGGCAGCUCCAAAAACCUGGGUGGAAAGUCACCAGGCAAACGCUUUGGCCUCAGGAAAAUGGAGGGUCACUACGUUCAUGCUGGCAACAUCCUUGCAACUCAGCGCCACUUCCGUUGGCAUCCAGGCGCCCAUGUGGGCCUUGGGAAGAAGAAGCACCUGUAUGCCCUGGAGGAGGGAGUGGUCCGCUACACUAAGGAGGUCUAUGUGCCCAGUCCCAGCAACACGGAGGCUGUGGAGCUGGUUACCAGGCUGCCCAAGGGUGCUGUGCUCUAUAAGACUUUUGUCCAUGUGGUUCCUGUGAAGCCUGAGGGCACCUUCAAACUGGUAGCUAUGCUUUGAAUUCCUGGGGCCAUUGGAUGGAGACUGGAGCCCAGGUGACAGGAGAGGGUGGCACCAGGAGAAGUCAAGAGUUGGGGAUGGCAAGGCCUCCUGAGGAAGCCCACUUGGUAAUGACUGUAGAAGACUCUGAAAUGACUGGCUAGGAAGCCUUUUGGGAGCCCUGACCUGGGGCCAAAAAUAAAGUUUGCUGGAGUCAUG